Messenger RNA from Penaeus indicus, 2263 nucleotides. RefSeq names its product early growth response protein 1-like. Bases 216 to 929 code for a protein of 237 amino acids. The transcript has 4 exons. Gene Ontology annotation, biological process: regulation of transcription by RNA polymerase II. Gene Ontology annotation, molecular function: RNA polymerase II cis-regulatory region sequence-specific DNA binding; DNA-binding transcription factor activity, RNA polymerase II-specific. The record is from RefSeq and is a predicted model, not a curated record. NCBI's taxonomy places the organism in Eukaryota, Metazoa, Arthropoda, Malacostraca, Decapoda, Penaeidae.
UCCUCAACACAGCAAAGCAGUUGCAUGUCUUAGGGCUUGAGGAAGGAGACAGACUUGUCGAUUCUCCAAGUAAAUCCGAGGGCAGUUCAAGCACGUCGGGAAGCGAGGCGGGAGACGAGCCCAACACCACGUCCUUCAUCAACGGAAAUAAUAAUAAUGAAAACGAGGACGAGGAGGCGGAGGCUGAGGACGAGGAAGAGGAAGACGAUGAGGAGAUGGGAGAGACCAUUGAUGUCAUAAAGCACGAACUGAGCGUCAAGGAAGAGCCCUGUGAAAAUAGUGACGUGACGGCAGACGUGACUCCCGAUGGAAGAAUUGACCUGAAUUUCUACCUUCAGCAAGCCAUUCAGAGCGCAUCCAUGCCCUGCCCUCUUUGUAAAAAGGAAUUCAAAAGCCAGUCGGGCCUGAGAGACCACAUCCGGUUACACACAGGAGAAAGGCCUUUUGAGUGUGAAUUCUGCCAGAUGAACUUUGCCCGUGCAUCCCACCUCAAGCGACACAGACGCAUGCACACAGGUGAAAAGCCCUUCAUGUGUCGGAUCUGCGGAAAGGACUUCUCUCGAGGGGACAAGCUCAAGGACCACUUACGACGACACGAGGCAGAGGACAAGCUCAACAAAAUCAGAAAGCAGAUCUAUCACCCUGAGGAUGGCACCGCUGAGCCUGAGACAGAAGGCAGUGUGGCAACCGUUAAUGCCUCCCCGCAGGUUCUGACCCCAAAGUCAAACAACACGCCCCCAGACUCUGCGCCAAUGCCUCCUGCCAAGAGGCCACGCGGUCGGCCUCCCAAAAAUUCUCAAGCACAUGCUCAGUACCAGCAAGCGAUGAGUCAGGUCCCCUCCAUGCUUGUGCCCCAGAGUGAAAGCUAUAUGCCACACAUGCUUGGUGUCACAAGCAUUGGGGAGUGUAUACUUCGACCCAUAAACUGAUGACGGUAUUCCAGGAAGUGUCAAAGGUCAUAGGGACGGAGGAAUGGUCUCAUGAGACUGCGGAAACAGAGAUGAAAUGAUACAGAAGAAGAACAGCAUACAUACAGCUUUGCUUCUAUACAGCUAGACUGGGUUGUGGAGAGACUUUUGCAAGGGAAGAGUUAAGGAUUACAAUUAUGGUCUGAAAUUUUUGGGUUAAUGGGAAAACUUACUUAAGGCAGAUACUCAAAAGAUAUGUAUAUUUUUGUGGUUAUAUGUACUUUGUUUGUUAUUUUUUUAUUUAUUUAUAUUUUUCUAAAAAUGUGUUCUUUCUUUUUGUUAAUAGUGGAAGUUACAGUCGUUUAUCAUUCUCAGAAUGGAGGCAAAGGAGAGACUUUAUUGUUAGAUGGCACAGAUUAGCAUUGGUUAAUUUAGUAUUAUUAUACACAUAAAAGUGUUUGGCUUUUGUAAGAUUCUCCUUUCACUUACUUAGUGCUGUAUUAUAGGAUUUAUUUUAUUUAACUUACAAAUGUUACCAAGCGAUGUAGAUAGGUUGCAAGACUGCUAUCUCACAAUUUAUUUUAUACCAUAUUGUCAUAAAUACUUCAGCUUUUCAAGUUGUGUCUUCAGAUCGGAAGGGGAAGUCAGUGCUAUGACUGGGCUCAGUUCUCUCAUGGUCUGAAUUAUGUUCCAGUCUUUAUUCCCAAAGAAAAGAGAGUUUGGAUGGAUUGAGAUGCAUUGUAGGGUUAUGUGCCGACCAUUUCCUUAACAUCUGAUCUAAUCUGUGUCAUAUCUUUUUGUAUUAUUAUUAUUAUUGUGAACACUGUAACCCAGUCAAUUUUUCUGCUCUUCCACAUCCUAUAUCCAGAGACUACUUGUCUUUCACAGCUCUUACCAUUUUGAACCCAGGAAAUGUGACGUGUCGUUUGCUGAAGGAUUAUCAGAUGCACCUUUUGUGUUGUGACUAACACAGAUAUUACUUUUAUUAGUUGUGCACUGCAAGGUUUGCCAGAGUACUUCAUUGCAGUUCUUGGGUUAACUAAAACGUUAAAUGUGUCUUGUUGGUAGAGCUACCGAUAAGGUCUUGACUACAAUCAUGAACUUGACUACAUGUUCUCAAAAAGGCCCCAUCGUAUCAUGAAUUUAAAAGGGUAGCCUUUUUUUAUUCAGCAAGUUCUAACCGUCGGAUAUUCAAGUCUGUUUUCUUUGUUAAUCAGACACGGAUAAUCUUGUCAGUUAUCUAUGUUUUUUUUUUUUUUUUUCUAUGCAUAAUGUAAAACCAGUUUGAGUACGAGCACACUCAUCCCAAGUUGGACUCGUGAGAGUGCGGAACGGAGAUGAAAACCUGACAAUGA